AUGGUGGCAGGAAAGCAAGGCGAAUUGAUGGUUCAUACACCACAAGAUUUCAUCAACAACGACCCAAUCAAACAGUUGCAGACCAAGUACAAAGAAUUUCAGAAUGGGUUCAAGGGUUGGCUCGCCAAACAAUCUUUACCCGUUGAAGCCGCUAUCGUUACCAUCACCAGCGCCGCCCAGGGUGCCACCAUCGGUGGUAUCAUGGGUACUCUCACCACCGACGUCGCCGCCUCUGCUCCGCCUCCCGCUGCCUCCCUUAAUCCACAGGCUAUGGCCUCUUUCCAGCAAGCCCAAGUUACAUGUUAG
Messenger RNA from Helianthus annuus (common sunflower), 306 nucleotides. RefSeq names its product chloroplastic import inner membrane translocase subunit HP30-2-like. NCBI's taxonomy places the organism in Eukaryota, Viridiplantae, Streptophyta, Magnoliopsida, Asterales, Asteraceae. Gene Ontology annotation, molecular function: transmembrane protein transporter activity. The record is from RefSeq and is a predicted model, not a curated record. The transcript has a single exon. The coding region runs from base 1 to 306 and encodes 101 amino acids. Gene Ontology annotation, biological process: protein insertion into mitochondrial inner membrane; protein targeting to chloroplast. Gene Ontology annotation, cellular component: TIM22 mitochondrial import inner membrane insertion complex; chloroplast inner membrane.